CAGCCUGCUGCCGCCGCUGCUGCUGCUGCUGCUGCUGGACGGGAACCAUGGAGGAGAAACACAAAGAUGAGAGCGCCAAAGACCCGCAAUCAACGUCCUACCAGAGAAGGAUGUGGAGGAAUUUCCAAGUGAAGACCAAGCCAUUUUUGAGCCCCAAACUGGGGUCCGAACGACGCAGCGGGGAUGGUAAAAAAGAAAGCGGUUUGUGGAUGUUUAAAAGAAAGAAGAAACAGGUCCUGGACCGGGUCUUCUCGUCCUCGCAGCCCAAUCUGUGCUGCUCAACUCCGCCGUCUUUCGUAGGCGACAGGACCCUGUGCGAGCAGCCGGACUCCAGCGCCGGUAAAGGGCUCGGGAUCUCACCGCUGGCCGCUGCUGAUGGAGCUUCAGUCAGUAAACCGGAGAUUUCCGUAUCCGCGCACGGAAGCCCGAAGCUGCUGGUGUCUCAUCUGGUGAUGUCUCAGCAGAAGAGCUCGUCCUUGGGCUCGGCGUGCUUCGAGAAGCUGGUGGUGGAAUCGGCAGCAUCCAGUGAGGAUGAGCUGGCCAAAAACGCUAGUGACCUGGGCAUCAAUAUUGUGGAGCCAAGUAAUGAAGAACUUCCUCCCCCGUCAAAGCCAGGAAUGUAUCAGCUGGACAUUGUGUUGAAGAAGGGCAAUAAUCUGGCCAUCAGGGACAGGGGAGGGACCAGUGACCCAUAUGUGAAGUUUAAAAUCGCAGGGAAGGAGGUUUUCCGCAGCAAAACGAUCCACAAGAACCUGAACCCAGUAUGGGAUGAGAAAGUCAGUCUGCUGGUGGAGAGUUUGAGAGAGCCACUCUACGUGAAGGUCUUUGACUAUGACUUUGGGCUGCAGGAUGACUUUAUGGGCUCUGCAUACCUCUAUUUAGAAUCCCUGGAGCACCAAAGGACCUUGGAUGUGGCCCUUGACCUCAAAGAUCCCCACUAUCCCAACCAUGACCUGGGUUCACUGGAACUGGCAGUCACACUUAUUCCAAAAGAGGGAGACUUCAGGGAAGCAACCAUGCUUAUGAGAAGGAGCUGGAAACGAUCCAGUAAGCAUCAGAGUCUGAGGUUAUCAGACGUUCACAGAAAGGCUCAGCUGUGGAGAGGCAUUGUUAGCAUCAGUCUCAUUGAGGCCCGUGACCUCCAGCCUAUGGAUGCCAAUGGUCUCAGUGACCCUUAUGUCAAAUUCAGAAUGGGACAUCAAAAGUACAAAAGUAAGACAAUACCAAAAACGCUAAACCCCCAGUGGAGAGAGCAGUUUGACUUCCACCUGUAUGAUGAACAGGGCGGUUUCAUUGACAUCACCAUCUGGGACAAAGAUGCAGGAAAGAAAGAUGACUUUAUGGGCAGGUGCCAGGUGGACCUCUCUGUUCUCUCAAAGGAGUGCACACACAGACUGGACCUGACUCUGGAGGAGGGUGAGGGCACACUGGUGCUGCUGGUCACUCUCACAGCCUCUGCUGCCGUCUCCAUCGCUGACCUGUCCGUCAAUGUAUUGGACGACCCCCAUGAGAGGAAGGAGAUUCUCCACAGAUACAAUCUGCUCAGAUCCUUUCACAAUAUUAAAGACGUGGGCAUGGUGCAGGUGAAGGUGAUCCGAGCGGAGGGGCUGAUGGCAGCUGAUGUUACAGGUAAGAAAAACCCUCCCACACACACAUACAGUGAUCCUGACAUAUGCUUUCUCACUCUGUUUUCCGCAGUUACUGAUAAAGGCUAUCCUUUCCCUUGGAAUGGAAACAAUGUGAAAGACAUCCACUCAGUCUUAGAGGUGACUGUCUAUGACGAAGACAGAGACCGAAGUGCCGACUUCUUGGGCAAAGUGGCUAUUCCGUUGUUAAAUAUCCAAAAUGGAGAACGCAAAGCUUACGCCUUGAAAAGCAAGGAACUGACAGGGCCAACCAAAGGGGUCAUCUUUCUCGAAAUAGACGUGAUUUAUAACAUUGUAAAAGCAGGCAUGAGAACUUUGAUUCCCAUCGAACAGAAAUACAUCGAAGAUGAGCCACGAGUGUCCAAACAGCUGCUGCUGCAUAACUUCAACAGAGUGAGGCGCUGUAUAAUGUUCCUGGUCAAUGCUGGCUGCUAUAUCAACAGCUGCUUUGAGUGGGAGUCUCCUCAGAGGAGCAUCUGUGCCUUUCUGCUUUUCGUUGUGGUUGUGUGGAAUUUUGAGCUCUAUAUGGUCCCGCUGAUUCUCCUGAUGCUGCUGGCCUGGAACUACGUUCUCAUUGCUUCAGGGAAGGACACGAGACAGGGAGAUGUGCAAGCUGUGGAGGAUUUGCUGGAGGACGAGGAGGAAGACUUUGACAGAGAUGACAAGGUGCCGGGCUCAGUCCCCUCCCAGGAUGGCCGGCUGCCGGAAAGCCAUAUCCUUGCGGAUAUUUUGGCUUCCUGGCACUUUGAGUGGAUACGCGUGAUGGUGGACUCAGAGAGAAAGGGUUUCAUGAAUAAGCUGUAUGCCAUUCAGGAUGUGUGUAUCAGUGUCCAGAAUGCUCUGGAUGAAGUGGCCUCCUAUGGUGAGAGGAUAAAGAAUACUUUCAAUUGGACUGUGCCUUUCCUCAGCUGGCUGGCCAUAGUUGCCCUGUGUGCAGCCACUCUUGUGGUGUACUUCAUUCCUCUCAGAUACAUCGUACUGGCCUGGGGGGUGAACAUGUUCACCAAAAAACUGCGAGACCCAUACAGCAUCGACAACAAUGAGCUGUUGGACUUCUUGUCCCGAGUGCCCUCAGAUGUUCAAAUGGUGCAGUACCGAGAGCUGAAAGUGGAGCCCAGUCACAGCCCAAACAAAAGAAAGAAAAAUAACCCAGGAUAGCUCCUCUUCUCGCACGGAUGCUCUCCCAACGCCAAGGAGAAGGAGAGUACUGACUGGCAACCAGCCUCUUUCUGUCUUUCUUCCUCACUCUUUUUCUCUGCAGCGUGGAGAGUUAAAGAGCGCAGUCAGAGUGAAAACGGGACCGUUGUUAAUUACCAUCCGUCCUUUUUUUGGUUUAUUUUUGCGGCGGGGAAAGCGGCGAAAGCUCUUGACCCCUUUUAGAGUCAAACAGUCUGGGUUAUUUGUCAGCGCUUGCCACUAGCCAGACAGCUCUAAAAGCCAAGGUGUCCUUCCACGGCAGCAAACUGAGCCGUUCUAACCACAAAUAGCAGGAUCAGCUGAUAAUAAUACGGCCACCUGUGCCGACACACCUCGCCUCAACAGAAGGGAAAACGACGGUGGUUAAGUUGCAGUUUGCACCCUAUAAUUUGCACGGCACGGUCACUGCCGUAUCUAAAGCUAUCCGCAGCUGAGUCGACAGCUGAGCCUGUUACGGUCCGAUUUAUGGCUGUAACUAAAGUGCUCGUGGAAAUGACUCAAAAAACGCCCAGUGCCAGUGAGGUUUGCGAUAUCUUUACAUCAUUUCGAUGUUCUUUCAAUGGUAUGAAUGAUGCAUACUGGGAUUGUUUAUUGUAAACCUUUGUCGACCAAUAGUAGCCGUGCCAGCGUCAGCAUUGUCCUCAUAGUGGGGAUUAGAGAAUUUACGUUUCAUCCUUUGCUCCUAAAGCACCGCCAUGUGCCACUCCGCUAAUUUUUUAUCUCUAAAGGCCAAGUGCUGUUAUAUAAAGGAACCGGCCGAAAUCUUUAGAAAAAUCCCAAACUUGAAGGGUGUUUUCAUUGCUGUGGAUUGGCUGCUUGAUGAGAAGUCGAUAGUGUGUGACAGGCUGCUUUAGGGCCUUGGGGGGGGGUACCGUAGGGCAGAGGUUUACUGACGCCGCCGUGGAGAAAAAGGAGGACGCGGGCAGCUUUCUCAUACGCUCCUGUCAUUCCGCUUUCUCUCCCUCUGUCAUUUCCUCUCAUUCAUCCAGCUGCUUGCGAGGGAGGUCAUGGAUGGGUCCAUGGGCCGCUCUUGAGGGACCUCGGCGUAGCGAGCGAUGAAAGAUCACAGCGCAGGCUACGUCAGAAAGACACUUGCCCUCCGCCUCCCUCCUGACUUCUCAUUUGCCAUAUCGCAUCUAUCUAUCGCAUCUAUCACAUGGAAAGACCAUUGAUUUGUCGGAGGGAACUCCAUUACAAAGACAACACAAUCCCCCCUGAGCAGGACACGGGCGGUACUUCAGUGACUUGCAUUAUAAAAAAAACAACAACACAAUGAUGAUUUGAACAGCAGAAAGGAUAGUUGUCUAAGCCUGAAUGUGUUUCUGUGUACUGUACGUGUUGAUUUAAGUUGUUAAGUGGGUUUACUGUGAAUGUUUUUUGCAUCCCAAAAGCUUUUUGUUUUGUAAAAGUGCACAUGCUAUGUUUGCAAGUAAACCAAAGUGGACCUUUUUUUUGGAAAUAAUAUAUAUAUAUAUAUAUAUAAAAGAGACAACUAUCUAGAAUGUAUUCAGUGGAAAAGGAAUAAAGG
Sinocyclocheilus grahami is the source of this 4371-nucleotide messenger RNA. Its product is annotated as multiple C2 and transmembrane domain-containing protein 1-like. Gene Ontology annotation, molecular function: calcium ion binding. Gene Ontology annotation, biological process: regulation of neurotransmitter secretion. Bases 48 to 2804 code for a protein of 918 amino acids. Gene Ontology annotation, cellular component: synaptic vesicle membrane. The record is from RefSeq and is a predicted model, not a curated record. The transcript is spliced from 22 exons. Lineage: Eukaryota; Metazoa; Chordata; Actinopteri; Cypriniformes; Cyprinidae.